ACUUCCAGCAUCAUAGCCUCUACAUUUUGCCCAUUUGUUGAGACAACCUGCCAAACUUGUGUGAAAAUGAAUUUCUUCACCGCUGCAGCUCUUUUUGCGGCCGUUGUCGUCGCUCAUCCUCUUGAGCACCGCAGUAGCAAUGUGUGCCCUGAUGGCCUCUUCAGCAAUCCCCUGUGCUGUGCGACUGCGAUCCUCGGCCUGGUUGGCCUCGACUGCCAGUCUCCACCUAGACUUUACGAUAACGCCGCCGAAUUCCAAACCAGUUGCGCUAAACUUGGCCAUGCACCUUUUUGCUGCGUUGCUCCCGUUGCCAAUCAGGGUAUUCUCUGCCAAAAGCCUGUUGGUAACUGAGAAGCCGCCGUUCCAUAUGUCUCUGAUGCCAGCGCUGAAACAGUAGUAUAAGCAGAGAAGGGUUAAUCUUUUGGGGCCUGGCGGUGUCUGGGUAUAUCUCGCUCAGAAGCCUAUAAAAUGCGAUACUGUUGGCCGAGACCGGAAGUUAGAGGAAUGUAUAGGGCCUUGAUGUCUUGUAGUGCCAGCGGCAAGCUGUAGAGAAAAAUAUACUUCAUGUCAAACAUU
This is a messenger RNA of Trichoderma virens Gv29-8, 576 nucleotides long. Its product is annotated as hydrophobin. Gene Ontology annotation, cellular component: extracellular region. NCBI's taxonomy places the organism in Eukaryota, Fungi, Ascomycota, Sordariomycetes, Hypocreales, Hypocreaceae. Bases 67 to 351 code for a protein of 94 amino acids. The transcript has 3 exons. The record is from RefSeq and is a predicted model, not a curated record.